Orcinus orca (killer whale) is the source of this 2463-nucleotide messenger RNA. It is a transcript of the gene CLPX, whose product is annotated as caseinolytic mitochondrial matrix peptidase chaperone subunit X. Bases 203 to 2104 code for a protein of 633 amino acids. The record is from RefSeq and is a predicted model, not a curated record. Gene Ontology annotation, molecular function: ATP hydrolysis activity; zinc ion binding; ATP-dependent protein folding chaperone. Gene Ontology annotation, cellular component: mitochondrial matrix. Gene Ontology annotation, biological process: protein folding; proteolysis; protein catabolic process. The transcript is spliced from 14 exons. NCBI's taxonomy places the organism in Eukaryota, Metazoa, Chordata, Mammalia, Artiodactyla, Delphinidae.
GGGGCAUGUUAGGUGUCUAUUCAGUAGACGGCAGUGGGGCACGAAGAGUGCGAAGGCAUUGCUGCCAGGGGGGUGAUAUCUGCAGUGGGCCUAGAAUCGACAGGAGAGUUCGGAGCCAAGCCAGCGAACCCCGCGAGUAGCAGUCGGCUGCUGAGACCCGGAGGGCGGCAGGGGGCGAAGCCCCAGCCUAGGCCCCGCGGAGAUGUCAGGCUGCGGCGCUUGUACUUGCGGCGCCACAGCCGCGCGGCUCAUCAGCUCCUCGUUCGCCUCCGCGCCAAGAGGUAUUUCUUGUGGUCGCAUUCAUAUACCAGUUUUAGGAAGGCUUGGGACCUUUGAAACACAGCUUCUACGAAGAGCUCCUUUUAGAGCCUUUACAGAAACACCAGCAUACUUUGCUUCAAAAGAUGGGAUGAGUAAAGAUGGCUCUGGAGAUGGAAAUAAGAAAUCAGCAAGUGAGGGAAGCAGUAAGAAGUCAGGCUCUGGGAAUUCUGGGAAAGGUGGAAACCAGCUUCGCUGUCCUAAAUGUGGAGACUUGUGCACACACGUAGAGACCUUUGUGUCAUCCACCCGCUUUGUGAAGUGUGAAAAAUGUCAUCAUUUUUUUGUUGUGCUAUCAGAAGCAGACUCAAAGAAAAGCAUAAUUAAAGAACCUGAAUCAGCAGCAGAAGCUGUAAAAUUGGCAUUCCAACAGAAACCACCUCCUCCCCCCAAAAAGAUUUAUAACUACCUCGACAAGUAUGUUGUUGGCCAGUCAUUUGCUAAGAAGGUGCUUUCAGUUGCUGUAUACAAUCAUUAUAAGAGAAUAUAUAAUAAUAUCCCAGCUAAUGUGAGACAGCAAGCAGAAGUUGAGAAGCAGACAUCAUUAACUCCUAGAGAGUUAGAAAUAAGAAGACGGGAGGAUGAGUACAGAUUUACAAAGUUGCUUCAGAUUGCUGGAAUUAGUCCACAUGGUAAUGCUUUAGGAGCAUCAAUGCAGCAACAAGUAAACCAACAAAUACCUCAGGAAAAACGAGGAGGUGAAGUAUUGGAUUCUUCCCAUGAUGACAUAAAGCUUGAAAAGAGUAAUAUUUUGCUGCUUGGACCAACUGGGUCAGGUAAAACUCUUCUGGCACAAACCCUAGCUAAAUGCCUUGAUGUCCCUUUUGCUAUCUGUGACUGUACGACUUUGACUCAGGCUGGAUAUGUAGGUGAAGAUAUUGAAUCUGUGAUUGCCAAACUGCUCCAAGAUGCCAAUUAUAAUGUAGAAAAAGCACAACAAGGAAUUGUCUUUCUGGAUGAAGUAGAUAAGAUUGGCAGUGUGCCAGGCAUUCAUCAGUUACGGGAUGUAGGUGGAGAAGGCGUUCAGCAAGGCUUAUUAAAACUACUAGAAGGCACAAUAGUCAAUGUUCCAGAAAAGAAUUCCCGUAAGCUACGUGGAGAAACGGUACAAGUUGAUACAACAAACAUCCUGUUUGUUGCAUCUGGUGCUUUCAAUGGUUUGGACAGAAUCAUCAGCAGGAGAAAAAAUGAAAAGUAUCUUGGAUUUGGAACACCAUCUAAUCUGGGAAAAGGCAGAAGGGCUGCAGCUGCUGCAGACCUUGCCAAUCGAAGUGGAGAAUCAAAUACUCACCAAGACAUUGAAGAAAAAGAUCGUUUAUUACGUCAUGUGGAAGCCAGAGAUCUCAUUGAAUUUGGCAUGAUUCCUGAGUUUGUGGGACGGUUGCCUGUGGUAGUUCCUUUGCAUAGCCUAGAUGAGAAAACACUUGUACGAAUACUAACUGAGCCACGUAAUGCUGUUAUUCCUCAGUACCAGGCCUUAUUCAGCAUGGAUAAGUGUGAACUGAAUGUUACUGAAGAUGCUUUGAAAGCUAUAGCCCGAUUGGCACUAGAACGAAAAACAGGUGCACGAGGCCUCCGGUCCAUAAUGGAAAAGCUGUUACUAGAACCAAUGUUCGAAGUCCCUAAUUCUGAUAUUGUAUGUGUGGAGGUUGACAAAGAAGUAGUAGAAGGAAAGAAGGAACCAGGAUACAUCCGGGCUCCAACGAAAGAAUCCUCUGAAGAGGAGUAUGACUCUGGAGUUGAAGAAGAAGGAUGGCCUCGUCAAGCAGAUGCUGCAAACAGCUAAACUGUCAGACUUCUGUCCUGUAUAUAAAGUUUUCCUUCGUUUAGGAUCGUAACUGUCUCUACAGUCUGACAUUAAAAGCAUUGGAUCUAUCUUGGAUAUCAUACAUGGUCAGAAGCUUUUAGGAUAAAAAUCAGAUCAUGUAUAUAAUGUAACAUCACAUUGAUUUAUACAGACUGACAUAACAUGGACUUAAUGACACAGUGUUCAGAGACAAAAUGUACAUUAUUUUGGUUUGGUUUUUAAAAAAUACGCUUUAAAAAAAUUCUUAGGAGUUCUUUUAAGCAAUGCAGGUGUUACAAUAACUGUGGAUUUUACAAUAAUGUAACUAUAAAUGGGAAAAUAAACUCUUUAAAAUUGAA